AUGGAGCUUCCCGCCGCGGGAGAGCAUGUCUUUGCGGUGGAGAGCAUCGAGAAGAAGCGUAGCCGGAAGGGAAGGGUUGAGUACCUGGUCAAGUGGCGUGGAUGGUCCCCAAAGUAUAGUACCUGGGAACCCGAAGAGAACAUUCUGGAUCCAAGGCUGCUUGAUGCCUUUGAAGACAGGGAACGUCAAGAGCAGCUAAUGGGCUAUCGUAAGAGAGGACCGAAACCCAAACACCUUCUGGUUCAGGUCCCUUCAUUUGCCCGGAGAUCCAGCAUGCUUGCCGGCCUUCAUGAGUCAUCCCUCCAAGACAACAGCUGUCAUGACAACAACUCCGUUCCAGUGCUGCAUCCGCAAGGUCAGCAGUACCAGCUGAACAGCAAGAAGCACCAUCAGUACCAGCCCAUGAGCCGAGACAGUGAAACUGAACAGCACCCCAAUGGCAAUAAGUUCUACUAUCAGCUCAACACCAAGAAGCACCACCACUACCAGCCAGGUCUGCCAGCACCCGAGCCUAUGUUUGUGAAACCCAGAGAGGUCAGCGCUCCAGAGCUGCCCAUCAAGGGCUACAAUCUCCCCCCUGUGCUCCAGCAAAAGUGGUUCCGGGACAAGACAUCUGGAGUCUUGACCAAAGUAAAGGACAUCACAAUGGAGCUGAAAAAGCUCCCAGCAGACCUCAGUGGUCACAAAGAACUAGAGAAAGUAAAGUCUAAAGACCAUUCCCCAGCACAGCAUAAUGGCGUCAGUGGCAGUAAAUUGAAAAUUGUGAAAAACAAAAAUAAAAACGGACGGAUUGUUAUUGUCAUGAGCAAAUACAUGGAAAAUGGAAUGGAAUCGGCAAAGGUUACGAAUGGUGAUUCCCAGCCUGCAGAGAAGUUUUCACAGGGAGCUGACAGCACGGAAAGGCACCUGGAGAAGAUGGAGCUGGUCAAACAUCUUGGCCUCGUUAAUGGAUUUGCAAAGAAACCCAAAGCCGUCUGCGAAUUCACUAGAGAUUGCACCAAAGAAAACCAACAGUCUGCCCAACCUAAGCUUGCUGUGAAGGAGCAGGAUCAAAAUGUUGAGGUCAGGGGUCAGUGUCUGCUUUCAGCAGAUCACCCUUUACAAUUGACAGCAAAGCCUAAUUUGGCCUCUUUGCCUCUGGACACCUCAGUUCCCGCGUCCACUGACAAAAGGACGACCCGAGAUGAAUUUCAAGGAUUAAAGCGACACCUUUCUGACACUGACAGCGAGGAGCAUAGGAGUAAGAAGAGGUUUUUAAGCUCCCACCACACCAGCUCAUCACCCACCCAAAAUAUUAGCACUGACCAAAAUAGCCUCCAGGCUCCCUUUUCAUUGCAUUGUGACUGUGCUGAUCAAGAGGAGCCUAUAGACUUGAGCAUGAGGCCUCAAUUUUCUGCUUCUGCACUGAGCCAGCCGGAACUGCACACACAGGAUGAAACACAGAUGGACACACAAGUGAAAAACAAAACACACAGUCAGCUCCAGGCUGAAACACAAAACAUUGAAAAUGUGGACAUGGCCGACACGUUCACUGUUGGUGAACAGGAAAAGGAAAAAGUGGAGCCGUUUCAGCCGUUCCUUGGGAAUAUAGUCAUUACUGACAUUACUACGAACUGCCUCACAGUCACCUUCAAGGAGUACGUUACGGUGUAA
Molecule: messenger RNA, 1653 nt
Organism: Nerophis lumbriciformis (worm pipefish)
Lineage: Eukaryota; Metazoa; Chordata; Actinopteri; Syngnathiformes; Syngnathidae
Source: RefSeq, a predicted model, not a curated record